Molecule: messenger RNA, 1131 nt
Organism: Triticum dicoccoides
Lineage: Eukaryota; Viridiplantae; Streptophyta; Magnoliopsida; Poales; Poaceae
Product: flavonol synthase/flavanone 3-hydroxylase-like
Exons: 5
Coding region: 61-1131 (356 amino acids)
Source: RefSeq, a predicted model, not a curated record
UCCAUCUCUGGUAUCUCCAAUUGAUUAAAGAUUCUUCUGUUUGCUAGUGCAAGCGCUAGUAUGGGAAGCACAGGGGCAGCUAGAGCGAUGCCGGUGCAGGAGCUUGCUGGAGCCCUUGGCACACCCGACAUGCCAGCACCAUACGUCGUGCGCACGCACAAGGACCAACAGCUCGCCGCCACGGUUGUAGCGCCGGUCCCUGUCAUCGACCACAGCCGCCUUCUACAGAAGGACGACAGCGCCGACGAAGCUGGGAAACUCCGGUCAGCGAUCGAGUCCUGGGGCCUCUUCAUGGUCAGUAACCACGGCGUAGACGCCGCCGUGAUAGAGAGCAUGAGAGCUGCGUCGAGGGAGUUUUUCCGGCAGCCGCUCGAAGAGAAGCAAAGAUACAGUAACCUGGACUGCUGUGACGAGCAGUUCCAGUCCGAGGGGUACGGGAACGACCGGGUGAGCUCGCCAGACCAGACCCGGGACUGGACCGACCGCCUCUACCUCAAGGUGGAGCCCGAGGACGAGAGGCGCAUCGCCCUCUGGCCAGCGCAUCCCGAAAACUUGAGGGAUGCUCUGGACGAGUUCACCAAGAAAUGUGGGAAAUUGAAGGACGAACUGCUCCGGGCAAUGGCGAAGUUAUUGGAGCUUGACGAUGAGGACUACUUCCUGGACCAGCUUGGGGAGAAGGCUCUUUCUAACGUUCGAUGCAGCUACUACCCAGAGUGUCCAAGGCCAGAGCUCGUGUUCGGCCUCAAGCCCCACUCCGAUGGAACCGUUGUUACUGUCCUUAUGGUCGACGACAGCGUCGGUGGCCUGCAAGUUCUGAAAGAUGGAGUUUGGUGGGACGUACCAAUCAUACCUCAGACACUGCUGAUCCUUAUAGGAGAUCAAAUAGAGAUAAUGAGCAAUGGGAUAUUUAAGAGCCCUGUGCAUAGGGUCAUCACAAAUGCAAAGAAAGAGAGGCUAUCAGUGGCUCUAGACUACUCUGUUGAUCCCGAGAGAGAAAUCGAGCCAUCACCUCAAUUGGUCAAUGAGAAGAGACCAGCGUUGUACAGAAAAGUGAGGGUCAAGGACUACAUUGCCACUUAUUACAAUCAUUUUUUUCAAGGGGAAAUGGUGAUUGAUACGAUUAAGAUAUAA